Molecule: messenger RNA, 2659 nt
Organism: Cryptomeria japonica (Japanese cedar)
Lineage: Eukaryota; Viridiplantae; Streptophyta; Pinopsida; Cupressales; Cupressaceae
Product: receptor-like protein 12
Exons: 2
Coding region: 28-2316 (762 amino acids)
Biological process (GO): hormone-mediated signaling pathway
Cellular component (GO): plasma membrane
Molecular function (GO): protein binding
Source: RefSeq, a predicted model, not a curated record
UGCAAUUCCCUCCAUCCCUUUACGCAAAUGGCCAUCCCUUUACGCAAAUUGACUGGUAUUGUUUUUCUUCUCUUCUUCUGCCCUCCUCUUUCCCAGCCAUUAAUGUCCAGCAGAUGUCCUUCCCACGAAUCCCAAGCUCUGCUCCUCUUCAAAGCUGCCUUGAAUGACUCCAAUGGCUAUCUGAGUUCGUGGGUAAAUGGAACAGACUGCUGCACCUCCUGGUAUGGCAUUUCCUGCGACGAUAACACCAACCACGUUGUCUCUGUCUCUCUUGGUAUCUAUCAAGUAACACCAGGUACUACCAUUCCUACCUGUUUGGCAAAUCUCUCUUAUCUUCACUCUUUAGAUUUAUAUGGUCAUAGCUUUACUGGGACGAUUCCCACUUUCCUUUGUCUGCUCACCCGCCUUACAGUUCUUGAUCUUUCAGACAAUUACUUGAAUGGAAGCAUACCUUCCUGCCUUGGCAAUCUUGCUUCUUUAAGUGACCUUUCCCUAGGUAACAACCAACUUAGUGGAAGAAUACCGGCUUCUCUUGGGAGUCUCUCUUUGUUGAGGGAGUUAACGCUUUAUAACAACCAACUGAGCGGGACCAUUCCCCCUUCAUUUGCUCACCUUUCCUCACUCACUGAAUUGUCUGCUUAUGGCAAUCGUUUCAAUGAAACCGUCUCUUCUUUGUCACUUCCACCUUAUUUACGUACUCUAUAUCUGUCAUUACACCAUUACCAGUCGAUUUCAGAAACUUUCUUUCACAACCUCACAAGAUUAAGUUCUUUGUAUUUAUCUGAUUGUGUCCUAAAUAUUAGCACAACUUGGAUUCCACCCUUUGAUUUAUCUGAUCUACUUUUAGUGUCAUGUAUGAUUGACGGUGAAUUUCCACCUUGGAUUUCAACACAAAUUUCACUUGAACGGUUGGUUAUAACUAAUGCCAGUCUUGUGGGCGUAAUUCCCUCUUGGCUAUGGGAAACCAGUCCUCAGUUAAAUUAUCUAGAUCUUUCAGGAAAUAAAUUGAGUGGGUGCAUCCCAUCAAUGUGGCCUUCUUAUAUGAGUAUACUGCUGCUCAAUGACAAUUUGUUCAGUGGCAAUAUUCAUCCAAACCUGGGCAAGUUAUCUAAUCUCAACAUGUUAAAUCUUGCAAACAACAACAUAACAGGAGUGAUCCCUGUCAGUUUGUCCAAUUGUUCUCAUCUCAAAAUGUUAAAUCUUGCAAACAACAAGAUAACAGGAGUGAUCCCUGUCAGCUUGUCCAAUAGCUCUUUCCUUAUUGUCCUGAAUUUGGGAAAUAAUAGUUUGGAGGGAAGCUUACCAUAUGAGUUUAGUAAGCUGAGUGAAUUAUAUUCAUUAGUUGUUCACAGUAAUAAUCUGAAUGGAUCAUUCCCUUCUUCAAUAGCAAAUUGUUCAAAACUACAGGUUCUUGAUAUUGGAAACAAUUUGUUUGAAGGCCAAAUACCAACAUUAAUUGGAAAUAUCUCAGAGCUAAAAGUAUUGAUAAUGAAGGAGAACAAAUUUACAGGCAGUAUUCCUUUAGAGAUAGGUCAAUUAAAGCACCUCCAGAUCUUGCUCCUUUCUUCCAAUCAUAUCUCAGGUUCAAUUCCGCACACAAUUGUAUUCUCGCAAGCAAUGGCAAAUGAAAGUCAAAAUGGUUUUGUAUUAUCCACUUAUAUUAGUGGGCCAGUAUAUCAAGAUGGAUUGGAUAUGAUUUUAAAAGGUACAUAUCAGCACUACCAAUAUAUUCUUUCCACACUCACAUCCAUAGAUCUCUCAAGCAAUGAAUUGGAGGGAAAAGUUCCUUCUAAUUUUGGGGAUUUGAAGGGGCUAAGGCUUCUAAACCUUUCAAUGAACAACUUGAAUGGGACCAUUCCAAAAAGUUUUGGAGAAAUGCAUCAAUUGGAUUCCUUAGACCUUUCAAGAAAUCAUUUUUCAGGACAAAUCCCUACAGAGCUUGAUUCUCUAAGCUUUUUGGGUUCACUGGAUCUAUCAAACAACCACCUUUCAGGAAGCAUACCACAAGGAAAACAUAUGAUUGGCUUUGGAGAAUCCUCUUAUUCAGGGAAUCCUAAUUUAUGGGGGUGUCCCCUACCCAGAAAUUGUUCUUGGCGACAGUUUGUUCCUUCUCCUCCUCCAAUUUACAUUAAUAAAAUAAAGAAAAGCACUAAAUAUCCAUGGUAUGCGAUAUCAUUGGGAUUGUCCUUUGGAAUGGCUUUUGGGGGGAUAAUAUCAUUGAUCGUGAUAAAAAUCAGUUGGAGAAAUGAAUACUUUAACAAAGUUGAUGCAAUCCUAAAGUUCUUAUUUCCCUGGAUGAAGAAUUUGACAUUGUGAAGAUAUCUACAAGUCAUUGAAAGGAAUCUAUUUUUUCUUAUGAAGAUUUUUGGUGUUUCUAAAGACUAUAUUGCACAUGCUUUUGAGAAAGACAUACAUGCAAUUACAUCAUAUACUUCCAUGGAGGAUAGAUUUGAAAGUAUGAACAACAUACAGAUUGUGUGGAAACUUUUAUUUAAGAUAGUGAUAUAUGCAUGUUUUUCUUUUGCUUAAAUUUGGUUUUGUAGUGCUUUUGUAUCUCCUCUAUCCCUGAAAAGCAGAACAAUAUGGGUGGAUAUAUGUAGAACAGCAAUACUUUGCAAAACUUUCUUAAAAAUGGUAACAACACUUGUGUGUCUUUCAA